This is a messenger RNA of Rhagoletis zephyria (snowberry fruit fly), 513 nucleotides long. RefSeq names its product lysosomal protective protein-like. Gene Ontology annotation, biological process: proteolysis. The record is from RefSeq and is a predicted model, not a curated record. NCBI's taxonomy places the organism in Eukaryota, Metazoa, Arthropoda, Insecta, Diptera, Tephritidae. Gene Ontology annotation, molecular function: serine-type carboxypeptidase activity.
AUGCUCAAGCUAAUGAACCGCCAGGAUGAGCAGCUCAUCCGCAGUUAUGAGCCAUCACAAAGCACAGUUUGUGGUGACCUUCAAAUGAAGUACAUGAACAGGUACCUAAACAAGGCUGAAGUGAAGAAGGCGCUUCACAUUGAUUCGCGAUCACCUAGGUGGAUCCCUUGUGGCUUGAUCCAGUACGGCAUGGAGUUUUCCAGUAUGAAGUCACAGGUGAAGCGUAUGGUCGACGGUGGACUAAAGGUCUUUAUCUUCCACGGUGACUUUGACAUGUUGUGCAACUUUCUAGGCGGUCAAUGGUUUACCGACGACCUUGGCUUUCGCAUCACCAAAAGCACCCACCCAUGGACAACGCCCAGAGGGGAAACGGCCGGUUUUGUUAAGUACUACGAGAAGGGUCUUGUCUUUACGACUGUUUUCGGCGCCGGACACAUGGUUCCCCAGGACAAGGGAGAGGCCGCUUUGAAAAUUGUCAAUACUCUCAUUAGCAACAGUACUGUAUUUGAAUAG